Leptosia nina is the source of this 600-nucleotide messenger RNA. Lineage: Eukaryota; Metazoa; Arthropoda; Insecta; Lepidoptera; Pieridae. The record is from the annotation of a GenBank genome assembly.
AUGCCACCAAAAAAGAAACCUAAAACAAAAGAAGAAAUAAAAGAGCAGAAACGAAUUGCAGAACGAUUAAGAUAUCAACGGCUAAAAAAUGACCCUGAAAAAAGAGAGCAAUUGAAGGUAGAAGAACGACGGAACUACCAAAUAAAGAAGGAAAAAGAAAAAAAAUCCGAGAAGUAUAGAAAGAGAUUAGAACGUUUGGAAAAAGCUAAGACAAAAGAAAAUGUUGACUCACCUAACACUAAACUACUCAAAAUGUGUGAUUCGUCGGUAACUCGCAGAAAAGUAGUCAAAAAGGCGCUAUUCGGUGAAGUGUUCAAUGCCCAGCUGAAAGAAAACUACUCUAAUUUAAAAACCUGCAAAGAAAAACAAAUAUUCGGAAAAGUCGUAUCCGGUGAACUAAUACACAUGUACAAAUUAUGGCGAAGCAAAGAUAGUUCUAUAUCUUAUAAAACAGUUCAGAAGUCGACGCGUCGAUCCGUUUUAGUAUCCACGCUUCGGACUCGUAAAGACAAAAUUUCUUCGGAUUGCAUAAAGACUGUACGAAGCUUCUAUGAAAUGAUGAGAACAGCAGACUUGGCGCAGGAAAACGAGAAUGCCUGA